Messenger RNA from Hemibagrus wyckioides, 5837 nucleotides. RefSeq names its product sperm-tail PG-rich repeat containing 1 (gene stpg1). Lineage: Eukaryota; Metazoa; Chordata; Actinopteri; Siluriformes; Bagridae. Bases 231 to 1226 code for a protein of 331 amino acids. Gene Ontology annotation, molecular function: histone binding; chromatin binding. Gene Ontology annotation, cellular component: germinal vesicle; female pronucleus; male pronucleus. The record is from RefSeq and is a predicted model, not a curated record. Gene Ontology annotation, biological process: epigenetic programing of male pronucleus. The transcript has 9 exons.
UGGCUUCAAAAGAUGACGCCACACUCGUCACCCGACAUCCGGUUUAAUAUCGUGUAUGACUGAGAGUAACCGCUGGGCGGAGCUACAGCUCUGAUUUAAUCCGGAGGUCACUCUGAAAGUCCAGGAAAGACAAUCAAACCGGUCAGGUGACGUCACUACCAUGGCAACAACAUGUUGACCUAAGUGAGUGACCGCAAGAAACUUCCCGAAUCUGUGGAAAAAUCGCCCACAUGUGCGUGAGAGUGGAGAUGGGGGAGGGGUGUGUGAGAGUGGAUCCUGGCUGUCUGAAGUUUCCCGGUUCCUCCUCCAUUCCCUCCAAAUACCAAACUGUGAUCAUCAGUAAUGUAGAGAGGAAAGGAUUCAGCUCUCAGGCCAAGCGCUUCACAUACUACUCUCUGAAUGAGAAUCCGGGUCCAGGCUCGUAUUUGUCCCAUGCGUCCGCCGACUCCUGCAGUCCAUCCUUCUCCAAGAAAGGAACCGGAGGUUUUGCAUCAAAGGGUCUCAGAGUCAGCCGUAAACCACACACACCUACGUCUCCGGCCCCCAACACCUACAACCUCCAGAGCUCACUGCUCCGACAGCACGACUUCAACAGGGACGUUUCCAGAACCUUCCACCUGCCCAUCGCCGUCCAGUCACCAAACACACCGCAGACAUCACCAGCACCGAACCAGUACCAGGUGUGUUACAGUGGAGUGGAGGUGAACUCAGUGGUAUCAGCUCAGGCUGCUUUUCUCUCUAAAACAAAACGCAGUGAUGUUUAUCCUCCUGCAGCCAGAGGACCAUCUCCAUGUCACUACAAUGUGAAGGACACAGUGAUACAGAAAACCCCUAUAGUACCCUUGUCCUGCUUCAAGUCUACUUCUGCCAGGAUUCAGACUCCGGUAUGGAGCGAAGGCCCGGGUCCAGGAUCCUACAGUCCUUAUAAAACUCCAGAUCCUGUCAAGAGGACCAUCAUACCGAGAAGGCAUUAUUUAGGACUCUCAGCUCCUCCUCUGAUUCCUCCUAAAGCCCCCCCACUGCCCGGACCAGGUCAGUAUGACAUUGUGAACUACACCGGACCUCAUAAACACCUCAUGGCCAGUGCUGCGUUCAAGUCCAGCACACUCAGAGAGCCACACCACACCAGAGGACACGGCGUCCCAGGCCCAGGCUCCUACGAGCCAGACAUCCCUACAAAGCGUUCGUUCCUGUUCAAUCACGCAAACUUGUGGAUCCCAGGGUAGAGACAAGCUUUCAGGAGAAAGACGUUACAGCACUGCAGUCUCUAUUUAUGGAAUACAGACUUUACAGAAAAGACUUAAAAAAUAAAAUGUUGGAGCUGUAUUUGGGAAUGUUCCAUGAAUUUAGUACCCAUAAACAUCUUAUAUUGUAAUGUACUAUAAUGUUAUUAUGUAUGACUAUUUAUCACAAUCCAUUUUCAUGUGUUUAAGAGGAUGAGGAAAUGGUGACUUUAGUUAAUAUUAAAAAGGCAUUUUGCCUAAUGAACAGCUGACUGACUGAGUAACUGACUGACCAUUUAACUGAGUAUCUAAGUAACUGAAUGCCUGACUAACUUACUGACCAACUAACUGAGUGACUAACUGAGUAACUGACCAAAUGAGUAACUGAGUGACUAAGUAACUGACUGACGAUUUAAUUGACUGACUGAGUAAUUGACUGACCAUUUAACUGAGUGUCAAAGUAACUGAAUGACUGACUAAAUAACUGAGUGACUAACUAAGUAACUGACCAAAUGAGCAACUGACUGACUAAGUAAUUGACUAACUGACUAAGUAAUUGACUAACUGACUGACUGACUGAGUCACUGACUGAAUGACUGACUGACAGUUUAAGUGACUGACUGAGUAAAUGAUUGACCAUCUAACUGUGUCUAAGUAACUGAAUAACUGGCUGAGUAACUAAAUGACCAACUAACUGAUCGACUAAGUAACUGACCAAGUAACUGACUGACUGUAUCAACUAUCUAACUGACUAACAGUCUGACUAAUUAAGUUCAUUCCAAACUGAAUGAGUAACUAAUUUACCAGAUAUCUGUCUAACUGACUGACUGAGUAACUGACCAUUUAACUGACCGACCGAUUAAAUGAAUAACCUGAGUGUAUUAUCAACUGCCUGAGCAGAGUGCAAUGGAGAGAUUGCCUUAACUCAGCUGUGAAUAUGGCACCAUGUCAGAAAUGUGAAACAUUUUACAGCCAGCUGUUCAUUUUCCAAUAUCUUACAUUUAUCAUCCAUUACUGUGGAUGCAGAAAUUAGCCUGUUGCUAAUCAGGGUCUAACAGCUGAACGCCUGAGACUAAUUAAACCCUGUUCCUGCUUAACAGCUGAUUCUGGAUCAGUUAGGCUGCGUACAGUUUGCGUAACACACUGAUCCUGGGUCAGUCAUAGAGCGGGGGGGAGUAACAGGAGCUCGGAGCCACAGCAACUGUGGAGGACUGACUGAGGGUGUGUGUGUGUGGGGUGGGGGGUGCGUCAAUGCAAGUAAUGUGGCAGGACGCAAAUCAGCACCACAUGACUUUAAAUACAAAUUUAACCAGAGCUCUGCUAUGAAAAGCCUCCAUGCUGCUGGAUGUUGUAACCGUAUUGUCUAACUCCGUGGGCGUUAAUCUUAUGACUUCCUCCAGCCUCCUUCCUUUCCAGCGAUGACUCUUUGUUGUCAGUUUAACACCAGAUCCUUCUCGGGGCUUCUACGAGAUCAAGAGUUACGCAACAGCCCCAAUCCAAAACAUUUCUGACGUGGCGUGUGAAGAUAUUUCCACAAAGUGAAGAAAAGAGAACCGAUUCAGAUUUCUGACAGCUGUUGGAGCACGUCACGGGCGAGAGCCGAGUCAGAGUCACGGCAGCUGGUACUCAAGGCACAGAUGCCUGACUUUCCAAACAGUCCCGGACGUCUGACACGUUCUCUAUACCACACAGACAGACAGAUCACGUGGUUUAAACAGAUGCAGUAUUGAGGACCUGGACCCUUGAAGUGACCUUAGUGAACUUUUUCAGGAAUCUUUAAAGUCUGGGAGCGUCACGCCCCAGAGUCCUCCACAUUCUCCACUGAAACAAAAGCUUCUUUUUUACUCUCCACAGCUAUCAAACAGAAAUAGGAGAGUUUUCCAUAACACUGACGUCACUCCUGGGUUGUCCUUGGGCUUCUCAGCAGCACAGGUUUCUUCAUGAUUAUCUAUUUUCAUCCCAGCAACACCAGUCACAUCAGAGACGAGCUCACUGGCUGAUCACUGGAGCUGAAAAGUCCACACCAUUUUGUGUGAAUUCACCUCACCUCAAAAUAAACCCUACUGCAUUCUGCAAGACUACGAAAACAUGACAUAACAUGUUCCCUUAUUUAUCCCUUAUUUUCUCAUGGAGGUUCUUCUCGCCACCAUUUCCUCUGGUUUGCUCAUCAGGCAUCCUUUAAAAUGUAAAAUUUUAUUAUUUAUAUUCUGACUUGAUAUCUUCCUGUAAAGCUGCUUUGCAUAAUGGUCCAUACAGAUCGAAUGGAUUCGAGUAACAUCAUUGUUUUUGCAAAGAUCUUUAAUCCUUCAAACUUUAUCCUGGUCAGGAUCGCACCAGAUCUGGAGCUAAUUCCAGGAACACUGUAGGAGGAAAACAGAAAACCCGGAUGAAACGCAUGUGGACUCUCGAGAUGUACUUUAUACACAAUCCACCGUAAGAUAAAGUUAGAAACUCUUGAAAGGUGACGACUAUAAAGAAAGUGGGCGGUGCUGCUGACCUGGGACAUAAAUAAAAAACACAUUACUGACUGUUGAAAAACUUCAUGAGGUCCUGAUUUUCCUCACACACAAACACACAUAUGUAACGUUCAUGAGAAUCUGGGCAAGUCCCUGCAGUGUAAGCGAUUUCUUUUCACUUAAUCGCAUCUGCGAUGAUAUAAUCUGCUAUAAAUAGGGUGCGAGUGCAGGGAAUCCCCAACCUUCAGUUUAUUUGAGCAUCAAACGGCACCGAGGUUCACAGCAUGCGGUUAUGGAGAUGCUUUUUCUCCAGAUUCUGUCAUAUUUCUGACCUGAAAUAUUCAGCUUUAUGCCCUGUUUGGACGGGAUUCAUUUAUCAUCGCUAACAGAUAUUCCUCUCGGAUCCAGACAGCAAUAAAAAGACCAGAUGAGGAGCGAGUUUCUAGCAGGUUGUAUUUUCUACAAACCCAGAUGUUUAUGAGGUGCAGGAGUUGAGAAGAGACACUGUUCUGGCUCAUACUUCAGUUAGAAAGACAAUAAAGCAGUGAUCAACAUUACACUCGCACCUCUCAGGAUCAGAGGAAGGGGAAACGAUGUGUACUCACACUCGGAAACCCGAGCAGUGAAGCAUAUUUUUUUCCCCCAAUGUUAAGAGAUAACAUCUGAUCAUCAGGACAUAUGAGUUUGGAGGAAAGAAACAAUCCAGCUUGUAAUUUCUGGCUGCGGGAAUUCCUGUGGUCAUUUAUUUUCACGUGAAUAUCAUUCCUUCAUCAACUUUGCACAGAACCACGACUCGCUCUAUUAAAGCCAGGCGCUUCGGAGAAAAUUCUGAAGAAAAUUCCUGAGCAGCGUUUUAAUUUCUCUGCACCACACUUUAAAGAGGUGACUCCCUUUUUCACGGUCAUAUGUAAGUGCUAUAUACGCUACAUGAACACAAGUACCGGGACACGCCUCUUAAUUAUUGACUUCAGGUGUAAAAAAAAAAUCUAACACCUAACUUAUGGAUCGUUCUGAAGAGCUCAGUGAAUUCAAGUGUGGUACUGUGAUAGGUUAGUGUGUGAGAUUUCGUCCCUGAUAGAUAUUCCACAGUGUUAUUGGAAAGUGCAGAAAUUUAGGAACAGUGCCAACUCAGCCAUGAAGAGGAAGAACAGGUAUAGUCAGAGAGCAGGAUCUGGGGUGCAUGCCCAAACAGUGGCAGUAUGAUGGGUCUGUCUGGGUUUGGUGGACACCUGGAGAAAUUUGGUGGAGGAGAGAUAAUGGUAUGGGGCUGUAUUUCAGGGCCUGGACUAAAUCCCUUAGUUCCAGUGAACACCAGAACAUUUUGGACAGUACUAUGCUUUCAGUGUACAAAGCAAGGUCCAUACAGACAGGGUGGAUGAGAUUGGCGUGGAAGAACUUGCCUGGCCUGCACAGAGCCCUGACCUCAAUCCCAAUGAACACCUUCAGGCUGAGACUGCAAGCCAGUCCUUCUUGUCCAUCACGGUGCCUGAUCUCGCAAAUGUCUAUUAGAUAAAUGAGCAAAAAUUCCCACAGAAACUCUCCAAGAUCUUGUGGAAAAAGGAGUGGAAACUGUUAUAGCUGCAAAGGGGGAACCACAUGUACAUCCUGACAGUGAUGCAGGUCUGUUAGAGACCAAAGAAAUCCACAGAGCUGUUUCAGACCUCAGCACACUGAGAGGAUUUACACAUGCAGACUGCACUGCUAUUAGCUUUCAUUACUCUUAGUCUCAUUAGUGUGUGUUACAAAUAAUACACACCGAGCAUGCAUUAUAUCCAACAGCUGUAUCUGAAGGAGAAGAGAAUUCAUUAUCUUUCCUUUCCUUUCCUUUCCUUUCCUUUCCUUUCCUUUCCUUCAAUCCUUUCUUCCUUCAAUCCUUUCUUUCCUCCAUCCUCUCCUUACUUCUGUCCUUCUUUCCUCCCUUCCUUUCUCUCCUCCUUCCUUCCUUCCUUCCUUCCUUCCAGAAUAUGACUUCACUCACAUAUAGUGUGUGUGUGUGUGUCUGUGUCUGUGAUAUGACUAGAUCUGUCCGUCAUCAUUAAUUCAGGCUGAACAGAAAGCUCCUGAACUGCAGGAAAUGAUAAAAGCAGGUAAAUAUUAAUUAAACAUGUAACUAAUUACACUUUUAUCAUUUUUCCCCUGAGACUCUUCUGGCUGUAAU